AUGCUGUCACAUUUGCCCAAUAUUUCUGUAUCCUUACAAAAUCACAAUUCUACAUCAUCCACACGAAUCGGAAGUACAGAAUCACCCAAGUCUUCAUCAUCACCUCAUCAUCCUUCUUCGUCCCAUGAGGUUCUCCCAACGACGACGACUACGACUACGACGACAACAUCACUUUCCUCUCCAAUAUUAUCAACAACAAGACUUCCUUCUCCAACCACCCUCUCACCACAAUUAUGCUCGUCGACCAUUUCACAAGAAUUGAAAAUUGGUUCAUCGUCAUCAACGUCAUCAUCGCCUUCUGAUUCAUCUCCUAAAUUAUAUUUACAAAAUGUCAAGUCUUUGAAUGUGCAUAAUGAUGACGACGAUGAGGAAGAAUCCUCCUGGAAUAUUCACAUCCGAGGAUUUUUACAUCAUUAUCUUCCACACCGACCUUGUCAUCGUCGUAGUAGCAGUUGUCAUGACAACACAUGUUCAACCACACACCACCACCAACAUCAUGAAUAUAAUUAUACCACAGAACUAGCAACAAUUAAGGGAAUGGAUCAAUCCAUAUUUCCUGUUUCGAGUAUAAGACGAGUAUUUGCUUUUGAGGAAUGUAUAGUCUUGUUGGAUGAAAAUGAUCGAAUUUGUAUUUUUGGAAAUUUAGACAAACGGUUGGAAUUUAAUAGUGAGAAAUCAAUCUUGCCAUCCCCAAUAACGACAACAACAACAACAAAUCCAUCAUGUAGAAGGCAUACUGAAAAGCCAUCUUCAGCUGUCACAUCCUCCUCGUUUACAUCUGCAUCAACCAAUCCAAACAAUCCACUGGAGCAACAGCAACAACAACAACAACAACAAAUUUCAAAAAGAAAGAAAAUGAUUUCAAUUUUUAAUAAGAAAACCUCAAUGGUGACGACUGAUUCAAUAGAAACUUCUCCUUCCACAACUUCAACUCCUUUCACUUCGAGAUUUAAGCCCUCUCAUGCAGGGUCUUUGUUUGUAUCUAUGAGAGAUGAUUUCAUUGAUCCGAGACCUAUGGCAAGAAGUAGUGGUCUUCCUUUUCAAAUUCUCAAAAAAUUUUCUCUUGGAAACACGAGUUCACAAAUCUCUUGCAUUUUGCUUAAAUAUAAUUCACUCACGGAAACGAUUCAUGACUUUGUACUAGGAUCCAAGAAACAUUUUUUCAUAUUGACCGAAAAUGGGAGAGUUUAUGGUAUGGGUGAAAACGAGGACGGUAGACUUGGAUUCGAUGAACAUAUUGAAUUUGUGGAAAGUAACCUCAUGAUAGUGAAUUUCUAUGGUCACAAAAUUCGGAAAAUUGUUGCCAAUGAAUGUCACACCUUCUUUUUGACAUAUGAUGGUGGAGUUUUUGCGUGUGGUAAAAAUUUAGGAUUUAAUGGCAUGUAUCUGGAUUUACCAACAGCGAAUGUUUUUACACCACUUCGAUUAACACUACCUUCGAUACAUGUUGAAAGUAUGGCCGGAUUUGGUGAAUCAUUAUUACUUCUCACUCGAGAAGAAAAUGCUUUAUUUGCUUAUGGAUUGAAUAUUGGAGGAAUGUUGGCAACAGGAAAUAAUUUGUCAAUCAUUGGUUGCCCAACACGAGCCUCAUACUUUUUUCAAUAUAAUGAAAUUAUUGAAGAUGUAUUUGUAGUGAAUGGAAAUAGUGUAUUUGUAACUGAGUCGAAUAAGAUUUACGUGUGUGGAAAGAGUGUGAACACGGAAAAACCACUUUGUAUAUUUGAUAUUGGAUCACUUGAAGAAUUGGAACAAUUCUCUAUUCGAAAAGUGGUCGAUGGAGAUGGUUAUGGCAAUAUUUUAUUAUUUCUAACCAAUGGACUUGAUUUAUACAGCUAUUACUAUGAAACAUCCACAGAAAGACAUAUUUUUGAAAAGGUUUAUUUCAAUGUCACAGACAUUGCUAGUUAUGGAAGAAAUAUUGUUUUCAUCAGCAAUACAUUCUCGCUCACCUAUUGUGAUCUAACUGUCAACAUAAACAGAGAAGCCAUGACCUUAAUGAAAAUAUUCAGUGCGGAUGCUCUUUCUGACAACAAAAUCAUUGAAUGGACCAUUCACGAAAAUGAUCUCUUUGACAAUGAAAAAGAUGCAGAGCGACCUUUGAAAUUAAUCGCCAAAUUUUGUAAUCAAUUCCAAAUCAACAGAAAAAAGAAGCAUCCAAGAAGAUACGUUUCCUUUACAGAUUCAAUUGAUUAUUUGGAUCAAUUUAUUGAUACAAAAAAGAAUGACAAUGCCAAUCCCACUCAAAAGAAUAUUUGGCACAAAAUUGCUCUCUCUUUCAAUGAGUCUGAAAGUGCGAUUCUGAGAUAUCUCAUUGAACAAUUGAAGUUGGAACUUCUUCUCGAAAUUUUAGAUGUACCAUUUUACUUGAGACAAGUUGAGCGUGAUCGUGACAUGCUUUCCUUCAUCAAGAAAAAAAAAAAGUAUUCGCUGAUCGCUGAUACAUACUUUGAUUAUCACAAAGAAAAAGGAAAUGACCAUCAAUGGGAUAAAUUAUUCUUUGAGCAGCAUGAAGAGGACAUUCUAAAAUUAUUAAUUAUUACUUUUGAGUACAAGAUUCAAACACUAUCAAGUGCCAUUUUCAACUAUCUAAGAUGGAAACUUCAAGCCAAUAGUCACUCCUCUCCAAUUUCCAAAAUUGAGAAAUUAGAAUACGCUUCAACAUUUAAUGGUUUACAAAAUAAUUUCAAUCAAUGGUUUUCAUUGCAACGCAAGAAGAAUAUUGUUUUCAAAAAGAAGAAAACGAAACCCAUGGAUCACUUUUUGGCCACUGUAUUGAUGUUAAUAUGUCAAAAAUUAAUAGAUGCUCUUCCACCUCUCUCUGUGAAACACACUGGAAAAACCUAUCGAAAUUUCCUCUCCCUGAAUAUGGAUCUAUCUCCCAUUCAAGUAGCAGAAUCACUUUCAAAAAUUAAGCGACUCAAAGAAGAUAUUACUGAACAUUUAACCAAGAAAGGACUCGUUCAAAAAGUACCAAAAAAAAGACGUGAAGAAUUUCAAGAGAUUAUAAUUGAAUAUUGUAAGGGAAUUCGUUUCAACGACCUUUUCAACAGUUUAUGUGAACAGUCACAUGCCAUUCAUUUUCUCAUUCGAUACUGUAUUUGUAAUUGCUUUACCGAAAAACAAAAAUGGAUUAUUGAUGAAAACAAGACCACUUCUCACAUUGCAAAUCGAAGAGCAAAAAUUCAUUUACCGAAAGGAGAACAUCUGUUACUUCGUUCCUAUCAUUCUCAUGCGUCAAGUAGUGAUACUUUGACCACAAGCGCAGCCACUCAUUUAAUGACUCUUGGAUUCAUGUUGGAUAAUAUUAAGGAAGAAUAUCAGGAUCAUGAGGAAACGAUUGGCAGUUUUAGUAGUAGUAGUGGUCAUCAUCAUCAUUUGAGAAGAGAAUUUUCACAAGUAGAAGAAGAAGACUUUUAUGGAUUUAUCGAUGAAUUUUCUUCUGAAUCUCACUCUAUGAAUCAUCAACAAGAGGAACAUUUAAAAGUUCAAACGAUGGAUGAACAACACAUGAAGAUUUUAAAAAUGUUUGAAAAUCAUAGUAGUAGCGGUUGUGAUACAAGUACUAGCGGUAGCACUACUGCUUCGAAUUCAUCCACACCUCGACGAUUGUUUGGUCUUUCAUCCACUGCUACUGCUUCUACUACUUUGACGACGAUGGAAAACAUUUCUUCCAAUAACAACAAUAAUUCACACGAAGUGGUAGUAGUGACUGAACAUUCUAGUAACAGUGUGAAAUCGAGUGUUGGUGAUCAUUCUAUGGAAGCUUCCAAUCUUUCACCUGAAUAUGAUCAAGCACUCGAGUACGCACAAGAUUUAUUCUUUAUUCAAAAUAUGGCCAUCUUUAAGGUGAGAAGAAUGGCCAAAGUGAAAUUUCCAUCACUUUCCAAUCAGGAAUUAUCGAAGAUGUAUAUUGACCUCGCAACGUCUCAUCUCGAAAAGAAGAAUUAA
Molecule: messenger RNA, 3948 nt
Organism: Naegleria fowleri
Lineage: Eukaryota; Heterolobosea; Eutetramitea; Acrasida; Naegleriidae
Exons: 3
Coding region: 1-3948 (1315 amino acids)
Source: RefSeq, a predicted model, not a curated record